AUGCCAGCAGCAGCAGCCGCAACUGCAGAUCGCCAAGCAGCUGGGCACCAUCUAUUAGAUCCUGCCAUAGAUAUUCCACGGGAUCGACUUGCCAAGCUGGCGGACGAGCUAGAUGAACCUGGCGACCGCAACGACCGAGCAGCAGCCCGUCAUGGCAGGCGCGACCGGCGGCCCAAGCGCACAGCGUGUGAUAGCUCUGCGGCUGUCGCCUCCGUGUCGGAGGCAGGCUUGGAGUUGCCUGACGAUACCGAAGUGAAGGUGGUGUUUGACAAGCUGGUGGGGAACCUGACAAAGUCGGGGAAAAAGGCUACGGCGCGGCGCAUUGUGCUGGAUGCAGUGCGGGUGAUGCAGAAGCACCUGCGAAAGGGAGACCUGGACAACAUAAAGUAG
Molecule: messenger RNA, 390 nt
Organism: Volvox carteri f. nagariensis
Lineage: Eukaryota; Viridiplantae; Chlorophyta; Chlorophyceae; Chlamydomonadales; Volvocaceae
Exons: 1
Coding region: 1-390 (129 amino acids)
Biological process (GO): translation
Molecular function (GO): RNA binding; structural constituent of ribosome
Source: RefSeq, a predicted model, not a curated record